This is a messenger RNA of Monopterus albus (swamp eel), 2077 nucleotides long. RefSeq names its product glycylpeptide N-tetradecanoyltransferase 1. Gene Ontology annotation, cellular component: cytoplasm. The coding region runs from base 60 to 1511 and encodes 483 amino acids. Lineage: Eukaryota; Metazoa; Chordata; Actinopteri; Synbranchiformes; Synbranchidae. The record is from RefSeq and is a predicted model, not a curated record. Gene Ontology annotation, biological process: N-terminal peptidyl-glycine N-myristoylation. The transcript is spliced from 12 exons. Gene Ontology annotation, molecular function: glycylpeptide N-tetradecanoyltransferase activity.
ACCGAGGGACGUUUAAAGGCGUCGAAGACACGUGGUAACUCCUCACUUCCUGGUUAAAGAUGGCGGAUGAGAAUGAGACAGCACCGAUGCCGGAGAAAGAAGAUGUAGAGGAUCACGGACAUUGCAGCGACUGUGAAAAUGAAGAACACCACUUUGAUGAUGGGGGUCUGGGUUACGACACUGGCGCCAAGAAGAAGAAAAAGAAGCAGAAAAAGAAGAAGAAGUCUGGUGCUACUGAAGCAGCUAGGGACUCCCUUGCCAAGGUGAAUUCUUUGCCAGCCGAUAAGCUACAGGAGAUCCAAAAGGCCAUUGAACUGUUCUCUGUAGGCCAAGGCCCUGCCAAAACCAUGGAGGAGGCGAGUCGGAGGACUUACCAGUUCUGGGACACACAACCUGUGCCCAAGCUAGGGGAGACGGUUACAUCACAUGGCUCUAUUGAACCUGACAAAGACAACAUUCGAGAGGAGCCCUACAGCCUCCCACAGGGCUUCAGCUGGGACACCCUCGAUCUGGGGAACCCUGCCGUGCUCAAGGAGCUUUACACCCUUCUCAAUGAGAACUAUGUGGAGGAUGACGACAACAUGUUCAGAUUUGACUACUCCCCUGACUUCCUGCUAUGGGCUCUACGCCCCCCUGGCUGGUUGCCUCAGUGGCAUUGUGGAGUGAGGGUCAACUCCAACCAGAAGCUGGUGGGCUUCAUCAGUGCCAUUCCUGCCACCAUUCGCAUCUAUGACAUAGAAAAGAAAAUGGUUGAGAUCAACUUCCUCUGUGUCCAUAAGAAGCUUCGCUCCAAACGCGUUGCUCCGGUUCUCAUCAGAGAAAUCACCAGACGGGUCAACCUGCAGGGCAUCUUUCAGGCUGUGUACACUGCUGGAGUGGUACUGCCCAAACCUGUUGGCACAUGCAGGUACUGGCAUCGCUCUUUGAACCCACGCAAACUGAUCGAGGUGAAGUUCUCCCACCUGAGCAGGAACAUGACUAUGCAGCGCACCAUGAAGUUGUACCGUCUGUCUGAGGCCCCAAAAACUACAGGUCUGAGGCCAAUGACUAAGAAGGAUGUGCCAAUUGUGCACCGCCUCCUCCACGAAUACCUGAGCCAGUUUAACUUGGUGCCUGUCAUGAACCAGGAAGAGGUGGAACACUGGCUCCUACCCCGGGAGAACAUUAUCGACACAUACCUGGUGGAGAACGAUGGAAAGAUGACAGAUUUCCUGAGUUUCUACACACUGCCAUCUACCAUCAUGAACCACCCUGUGCAUCGCAGUCUAAAAGCAGCAUACUCCUUCUACAAUGUGCACACCACCACCCCUCUGCUCGACCUGAUGUCUGAUGCCCUCAUCCUGGCCAAGUCGAAAGGGUUCGAUGUCUUCAAUGCACUGGAUCUAAUGGAAAACAAAACUUUUUUGGAGAAGCUUAAGUUCGGCAUUGGUGAUGGGAACCUACAGUAUUAUCUGUACAAUUGGAAGUGUCCCAGUAUGGGGGCCGAAAAGGUUGGGUUGGUGCUGCAGUGACAUCCUUUACGCCAUAAAUAAGUGUCAUCCACGGGUCAGGAGACCAUACCAUCGCGCUGACCACCUGACAGAUGGGAGUUAUGACUUCAGGAAAGGAAAGCCCACCGCCCAUUUUUACUUUUUGACCUUUUGAAGUUUGACCUGCACUACUGCUGCCAGGCGGGGGGGGGGCCGGGGAGAGUCUUCAGCUCUUCCUCCUCACUCAGUCACAUGGACCUUAAGCCGUUGUAGUUACCAUCACAAACUACCAUAUGAAAUCUGAGAGCUGUCUUGAUUAUACCAAACACACACACAAGAACGGUUUGUACAGAUCACUGUAUACCAAACACUCACUGCUGGCAUACCUACGAUGCAUGUAAAUAAUAUCAAACAUAACUGCAGGUUAUUCCCUGACACAUACAGACUAGAACUUACGGUUUUAUUCCUAAAUGUUGGAAGUGCUUUUUGCAAUUAAAAUAAAUCUGUCAUCCUUACGUUUUAGAGAAAAAAAAAAUCAAUGAUCAAGAAAUAUUUUAAAGAGGACAAGGCUCAAAAGAUGAGGUAAUAAAUACCAAAAGUGGACACCA